AGGCUGGGGUCCAAGCCUUUGAGAUGGUCAGGCCUGAUGUGGACAUGUUCAAUUCUGCGAGGUCUCAUGGCAAAGAAAUUCCCAAGACAGAUGAAAGCGAGAAAGCCUUCAGACUGUCCUUAGGGUUCAACGCCUUCGGUGCCGGAAAAGCUGGGUGUGAAGAAAGGGCUGGAAGCAACGAUGACCCAGCUGACCUAUAGUCGAUGAAUCGAUGCUGAACAAACCUGAAGCAUUCCGAAUUUGACCUGGUCCAUGCUGCAAAUGCCUUGGACUCAUUGGAGAUGCAGAGAACAUGCAGCUUCCAGGAGCUUCCAGGAGCUUCGUUGGCACAUCGCACUUUUGGGUCGAUGCCAGAAACGAUUCUGCCAGUUGCCGCCUCUGCAACGGCUGAGCGGAACGAAAGGAACUUUGGAGCGGAACAAUUCCCCCGUGGCCAAGACACUGACCGCCAGGUCGGCACACGGUGUGGAAACAGAGUCCAAAGCACGCAGCCGUACCACGGUUCCCAGACGGUUCCCGGACGGUUCCCACUAUGCUCGUGCUGAAUUUCCACGGCUCCCCUACGCAGGAAAGGUCAGCAGUCGAUCAGGCAAAGUGCUUAUAGCAGCACUGAUCUUAGUCUUUAGAUGUCUUUAGGCUCAAUUUGUGCAGCAGUUUGAUCCAUCUUCGGUUCCCUUCAACUGGUGUUGGUGGAUUGGCGCAUAGAUCUGGAAUCCAUGUUUCACAGCAUCAAGCGCUGCUAGCCACGUCUCACGAUUUCUCACUGUGGCGGUGCCUUCCCAAA
Cladocopium goreaui is the source of this 784-nucleotide messenger RNA. The record is from the annotation of a GenBank genome assembly. Lineage: Eukaryota; Dinophyceae; Suessiales; Symbiodiniaceae.